This is a messenger RNA of Eufriesea mexicana, 3711 nucleotides long. It is a transcript of the gene frtz, whose product is annotated as WD repeat-containing and planar cell polarity effector protein fritz. Gene Ontology annotation, cellular component: axonemal basal plate. The record is from RefSeq and is a predicted model, not a curated record. NCBI's taxonomy places the organism in Eukaryota, Metazoa, Arthropoda, Insecta, Hymenoptera, Apidae. The coding region runs from base 1 to 3711 and encodes 1236 amino acids. Gene Ontology annotation, biological process: establishment of protein localization; cilium organization; nervous system development. Gene Ontology annotation, molecular function: protein binding. The transcript is spliced from 15 exons.
AUGUUUACAUUAUUGGGUGAAGUAAUCUUGUGGACUUUCGACGAUAAUAUCAAUAUAAAGAGUACAGACUUUGGUGCAUUUCGAUACCAUGACAAACGUAUUGAUCAUGUGCACGAAGAAGGAAAAAGAUCUUAUUGUCAAAAACGUGGUAUGAUAUAUGUACCAACAAAUAAGAAAGGAAAUAAACUAAAAGAUUCUCUCAAAUAUCUAGAGGAACAGUUAAAAGACAAUUCAAUUAUAUAUUGUCAAUGGUAUGAUGACUGUAUUUUACAAUUAAUGUUAAGUAAUGCGUUAUUAAUACAAAUACAAGUUAGUAUUUCCACCGGUGAUAUUUGUAAAAUGACAUUUGAUAAAUACCUCAUAGGAAAAUUAUUAGAACAUAUAUCAGAUGUGAUUAUUACUAAGAAUUAUAUACUUUGCACCUAUAAUGAUAAUCAAGUAACUGUUGUACAUUUUACAAGAUCAAAGAGACAUGUCUUUGAUAAAAUUAAUAAACUGGAACCAAAAUUAUCCACUAUUGAUCUAUUUGGCCCUAAUGGUCGCAGAUUGGACAAGAAAGUACAAACUAAUAAAUGUGGAGAUUUGAUAUUAAUUUGGUGGAAAUCUACCAUGAAUGAAGUUUAUCCUUGGAGUCCUGCUGUAAAAGAACAUGAUCGUGCUAACAUACAUCUUUAUCGUUUAUUAGGAGUAAAAUUAGAAUUAAUUUGUUAUAUACGUAGUGAGUUUGAUCCUCUAUGUAUAAUAUUUGAUCCAUGUAGUGAUAAUAUUAUUCAUUCUGUAGAACAAAAAGUAUCAAGAAAGGGAGAAGUAACCAUAGAAUGGCGGACGUACGAAGUUUCCCAACAAGAUAAACUUCAAAGAAUAGCAAUGGUUUCUGUACCAUUACCUACACAUACAAGUUGUGUAAAAUUUUCUCCAACUCAAGAAUUGUUAUUAUUGUGUUGUAUAGAUGGUUCAGUUAUAAUUUAUGAUCAGACUAGAGCUACUACUAUUAGUGUAAAAGCAGCUUUUAUACCUACAUUGGCAUCAUGGCAUAGUGAUGGAAUAAUAUUUGUUGUUGGAAAUGAUAAAGGUCAAUUUCAACAUUUUGACAUUGCUUUGUCAUGUAUUAAAAGUCAAACAUUAAGUGAAGAAGUUGCACAAGCAAAUAUUCUUGAUUUAUCAUCAUAUUUUAGAAUUCAACCAGCAUUACUGCGCAUGGAAUGGAAUAAAAAAAACGAUUUAAAUUGUUAUAUUAAUUUAUAUAAUCAUGGAAAUUCUUUGUUAUUAUUAAUUUUUCAACGAGGUCCUCUUGGUGUUAUAAAAAUGUUGGAAGGAAAUUCUUUUACUGGUGAUGUAUUAGUUAAAAGAUAUUUAUCUUUAUCACAAGUUGAACAAGCAACUUCUCUAUUACUAGCAAUGAAUUGGGAUACUCAUUCUCGUGCAUGUAUGCAUGCAUUAAAUCAGAUAGUAAAUUAUUUGUUUAAACUACCACUCACAACAGAACGUGAAAAUCUUAUUCAAAAUGCACUGGGUAGUUUUCAUGUACCUAUCAAACCAAUAAGUCAAGUUAUCGAAGAGGAAUAUGGAGAUGAAAUAAGGGACUUAACCAGACGUUUCUUCCAUCAUUUAUUAAGGUAUCACAUGUUUGAGAAAGCUUUUAGGCUUGCUAUAGACUUAAAUGACCAUGAUCUUUUUAUGGACAUACAUUUUUAUGCAUUAGUUGUAAAUGAUACAGCAAUGGCAACUGCUGCAAAAGAAAAUGCAGAACGUAUAUUAAGUAGAUCAAAUAGUUGCAGUAGUUCACAUUCUACAUGUUCUAGAGCAUCCUGUUCAUUAUGCUCUGAUUCAACAAGUGAUAAAGGAGAAGAAUCUUGUAGUGACGAAAGUGAAAACUUUUCAAAAGAAAAACAGACUGAUAUAAAACAAUCAAAGAGUCACAAUUAUAAGAAAGAGCCCAACAGCCAAAUUCCACCUUUACCAGUUCUCCAUCCACAUCCUCUUAAUAAAAACCUGCUAUCCACGUCAUUUACUGACAUAUCACCUGAUGAAAAAACAGAUUGUAAUUUAGAAACAAAACCUUUUAGUAUACCUAACAGUACUCUUACCACAACUUCUUUUAAUCAUUCAUCACACCUUUCGCUUUCAAAUACAUUUUUUACAUCAACAUCAUUCAACAAACCACUUUAUAAAAUUCAUACAAAUCCAACAUUAGUAUCUACAAUGUCUUCUACUAAUAAUUCACAAUCUUUCAGUAACAUUUCUGAUGAUCUCAUGACGACUUCAUUUGGAAGUUUAUCUUUAAACGAACGAAAAAUAGGGAUAUCUAACCGAGUUAAUGAAAAUUCUAUAGAUACAGCAUUGAACAAAGUAUUACGUGGUGAAAUGCAAUUUCCUCUUGAUAGUGUAUCCAAUGAUACAAUAACAACAAACUCAGUACAAGAAAACAGCUUUAUGUCGACUCCUUUUAAUAAUCCAACAUAUGAGUCAGUUACAUCAGACGUUUCUUCCGAUUUAUUAAGAUCCUCGUUAGAUAAUAUGGAUAAUAAUAUUAUGUCAACAUCUUUUAGUACUCCUGCUAAUGAUAUUUCAAAUCCAUAUGACAAUUCUUUCAAUGAUUUAAUAACUACUAAAUGUGAUUCCAACACUGCCUCAUCCCCCCUAAAAAAUAUAAAAUCAUCUGUUACUAUGAAUGAUUUUGUAUCUAAAACACUUCCUGAUUCGGUUAUAACAAAUAAAUUAACAUCUAGUUUUCAUACCAAUCAUAGUAAUCUUGCAUCUACAACGUUUAAUUUUGUUGAAAAUCAAGUACAAGAUUCUUGCAAUAGUAGUUUAAAGAGCUUUAAUAAUGAAGAUAAUUGUAAUAUUACAAAAGUACAACAAGCUUUCCCAGGAAAAAAGCAAGUAGAUUUCAAUAUUCCACCACCGCCUUCGCUAACAAGUUCAUUUACAAAUUAUUUUCAAAGUCUUCCAAAAAAAAAUCUUCCUUUAUCUAGAAGUACAUCAGGAUUAGCAGAUAUUGAUGAGUCUAUCAAAAAAUUUUCAUCUAUUAGAACAAGGAAUAUACACUCACAUUUAUUACAAAGACAAAAUUCUGCAUCUAAUAUUUUACAAGAACAACACAAAUAUAAUAAUAUUAAAUCCUCUAGAUAUAGAUUUAAUUAUGACUUUGAUUGCAUUUCACUUCAUGGAAGUUGUGAUAAUAUUGAUAUGCAUUCUUCUACUAACAACAUAAGACUAGGUAGUUCACAAUUUUCUUCUACCUAUAGUGUACAAAAUAGAUUUGACAGACAUACAAAAUUAGUAUUAUCACAAAAUGGAACAAAUACUAGUACUAACAAAGAACCUAAGAUAUCUUCCAACAUUCCACCUCUACCUAUCAUAUCACCUCCAGUUUCUACUUCAAUAUCUUGUUCUCCCUUUUCUACCUUCACAGAUACAGCAUUAGCAAUAAAUGAAAAACCAAAGGUUAAAUUUUCAGAUACAGUGACACAUAUAUUGGUACCUGGUACAGGUCAAUCACAUAAACAAAAACGUUCUACAAUUACCCAAGUACAUUUAACUGAUCCCAAACGGGAGUUAGCAGAAAGCCUUCCACUGUGCCUUGGAAAUGAAGAUUAUCUUAAAGAUUUCCAACCAUUACCAAAAGAAGAUAUUAAUGACAAAGUCAAAGAAUCUUCAAGACCAGAAGAAGGUUCAAAAAUAAAGGUUGUACACUUUGGAUUAUUAUAG